AUUCCAGCCUUUCUGAAUGUGGUGGAUAUUGCUGGCCUUGUGAAAGGAGCCCACACUGGCCAAGGCUUAGGAAAUUCCUUCUUGUCUCAUAUUAAUGCCUGUGAUGGGAUCUUUCAUCUGAUGCGAGCAUUUGAAGAUGAUGAUAUCACUCACGUUGAAGGAAGUGUAGAUCCUGUUCGUGACAUUGAAAUAAUACAUGAGGAACUUAGACUGAAAGAUGAGGAGAUGAUCAUGCAGAGUAUAGACAAGCUUGAAAAAGUAGCUGUAAGAGGAGGAGACAAGAAGUUAAAACCUGAAUAUGAUGUAAUGUGCAAAAUCAAGACCUGGGUAAUAGAUGAAAAGAAAGCUGUCCGCUUCUAUCAUGAUUGGAAUGACAAAGAGAUUGAUGUUUUGAACAAACAUUUGUUUUUUACUUCAAAACCGAUGAUCUACUUGGUUAACCUCUCUGAAAAAGACUACAUUAGAAAGAAAAACAAGUGGUUGAUAAAAAUUAAAGAGUGGGUGGACAAGCAUGACCCGGGUGCUUUGGUCAUUCCUUUUAGUGGGGCCUUGGAACUCAAGUUGCAAGAUAUGAGUGCUGAGGAGAAACAGAAGUAUCUGGAAGAGAACAUGACACAAAGUGCUUUAGCAAAGAUCAUUAAGGCUGGAUAUGCAGCACUCCAACUAGAAUACUUUUUCACUGCAGGCCCAGAUGAAGUGCGUGCAUGGACCAUCAGGAAAGGGACGAAGGCUCCUCAGGCAGCAGGGAAGAUUCACACAGAUUUUGAAAAGGGAUUCAUUAUGGCUGAAGUAAUGAAAUAUGAAGAUUUUAAAGAAGGAGGUUCAGAAGCUGCUGUCAAGGCUGCUGGAAAAUACAGACAACAAGGCAGAAAUUACAUAGUGGAGGAUGGAGAUAUUAUCUUCUUUAAAUUUAAUACACCUCAGCAACCCAAGAAGAAAUGAAUAGAAAUAAACUGUGCUGCUUCAAAAAGCAUAUGAAUUUUUAUUUAGGAUGGAAUAUCUGGAAACAGAAAGCAUACAGUUUCUACCUAGGGAAUCUCCCCUCCCCCCAGUGAAAUUAUUCUUGUUUGUUUUGAAUUAAAAUACGGCACCUCCAGCGAACAUGCAAGUUCACUAAAUGUGAACAGCUUUGCAUUUCAAACGAUUAAGACCCUACUCCAAAUUGUAGAAGCUUUUCAGGAACCAUAUUACUCUCAUGAUACUUCAUUAAUCUCCAUCAUGUAUGCCAAGCCUGACACGUUUGACAGUGAGGACAAUGUGGCUUGCUCCUUUUUGAAUCUACAGAUAAUGCAUGUUUUACAGUACUCCAGAUGUCUACACUCAAUAAAACAUUUGACAAAACCA
This is a messenger RNA of Antrostomus carolinensis (chuck-will's-widow), 1344 nucleotides long. RefSeq names its product Obg like ATPase 1 (gene OLA1). The coding region runs from base 121 to 942 and encodes 273 amino acids. Gene Ontology annotation, molecular function: ATP hydrolysis activity; ATP binding; GTP binding. The transcript is spliced from 8 exons. NCBI's taxonomy places the organism in Eukaryota, Metazoa, Chordata, Aves, Caprimulgiformes, Caprimulgidae. Gene Ontology annotation, cellular component: cytoplasm. The record is from RefSeq and is a predicted model, not a curated record.